AAAUGCAUGAGGGGGAUUUGUGGUUGAAGAGCUGCGACAUCCCAGGGGGAUUGUUAGCUGGCUUCAGUCUAGUAUAAAGCAUGUCCGCCACUUUGAUAUUCUUCACUUUAACUUUAUGAUAUAAUCAAGAAAAGCAGAAUGCACUGGGAGAAAUCGCCACCAUCAGCACUGGCCAGGUCCAGACCGUACCAAGGAGUUCGAGUCAGAGACCCAGUCAAAGAGCUGCUGAGGAGGAAGAGGAGUCUGGAGCCUCACGGCACCAAGACAGCACCCCCCAUCGCAGAUGUGGUCACUCACAACAUCCAGUCAUCCUACACACAAGGCGUGUUUGGUCUUGACGUUGCUGGCAGCUCCCCAGCUGAGACAUCGCCUGCAGUCGGAGAGGCAGGUCUGCAGCAGUUUGCAGGAUGGAGAGCUGCACCACCUGCCACCAGCAUUGGCCUGCAGCCUGCAGUAGCACCCUGGGCUUCAUCUGACUUCAACCAGCAGGAUCCUUCAGCCCAGACUUUGGCCUAUGCACCAACCCCCACCCGCACUGCUGAUGUGUACAUGCAAACUCUAUGUCCCAGCUAUACCAUGCUGACCUACACACACACACCGCUGCUCACUAACUUUGGGCCCAUACCUGUGGCCCCAGCACAAGGCUCCCUCCCUCAGAUGGAGCUCCCAGACUCGGCGUUGACCUACCUGCCCUGGGCCCAGCCCAUCACAACCAUAUCUACCAUGCCCAACCCUGGGGUCCAGUUUGCCUCCAGCUCUUCAGCCCUGUCUGGGUCACCUCUGGUCCACAUGCCGCUGUCCAUGUCUUUGACCACCAUGAUCCCUCAGCUGGAGGCUCAGGGUUUAGAUCUUCCUCAGCCCCAGAUACUGGAGAUCCCCCAGCGCUCAGAACACCAACUUGACCCUAAGCCACAGGGCCAGUCUGUAGGUGAAGAUCCAGAGGUGGAGCCAGAGUCACCAAGCCUUCUGGAUAAACUUCUGGAGGAACAAAAGGGUGAAGGUGAAGAGGAGGACAAAGACUCGUACAGCAGCUCGAUCUUUCUUCCAAAUGUCUGAAAAUGUGAGCGAUCUUUUGUCCAUAGUGAGCAGCACCUUUGUCAACAUUAAACGAUUUAUAUGUAUAUAUAUUUUUUUUGCAACUUAAGCAAGAAGGUAAUUCCUCUUUUUCUAUUCUUUUCUAACAAUGGUUUAGUAAUGUACACCACAAAAAUGUAUCAAACGGUAAAUCGUAUUAAACUAAGGAACGUUUUUUAAUGUUUUAAGAGUUUUAAGACUAAAUGCUGUGUAAGAUGUAAUUACUUUUCUUAUCCUAUAAUUGAAAAUUGUUGGCAGCAGUUUCCUUUUUGCAUUGAAACAGGAACAUGAUGCUGUAGUUUUCUGAGAAACAGUAAUAGUGUUCUUAAUCUUCUCAAAUCCUUAAGGUGUUUGUUUAACUGAUAAAAUCUUUCAAUAGCUUUUUCAGUUGGGAGGUCAGAGAAUGUUUUUACUAGAUGAUUUGAACGAGAGGAUGAGCAAGGCUCAUUCUUGUUCGAGCAAGUUGACCACAAAGGAAGAAUGAUUCAAUUGAAAAUAUUGUACUGACCGUCAGUAUUUGUCUGUACCAUCAGAAUUAUUGAACAGCACAACAUGGAGUUUUUAAACAGAAGGAUAUACAAUGAGAAAAAUGAUUAGGUGCAAGUUAGAAAACACCUUUGAUUUGGGAUUUCUAUAAUAAGGAAUAACAGAUUUCAGCCUUCAAUAGGAGUCAAAAAAAGACAACUGAACACAUCUAUUCUGCUUCAUCAUCCAAAAGCAAUAUGCAACAAAGGUGCCAUGCAAAAAACAAUUGUCUGGUGGAGAGACUGUUCAAAUUUAAGGAAGUGUUUCUGUUUUUUUAAAGUUGUUGUUCAGACGCAGCUUUACAAUGAAGUGUAUUUGUUAAUUAGUUACAACAGAGUGCAUUUUACAUUUUACUGUAGAGUGAUAAUUAUCGUCGUAGUCCUACAAGUCUCGGGUUUUUCCAGAGGGGAAACUGACAUUGUGAGAGGGGAGGCAAUGAUCUGUUAAAUUCCACACCUGGAAACACCUGAGAUCGUAUCACAGGGGGAAAAUAGGGGGCCUCCUCCUGUGAUGUCAACAUGUGAAAAGAUUUUACAUUUGGCUCUGUUUUUUCAUGCAGAAUUGUGAAAACAAAACACAUGCCAUAAAUUGGGAUUAAAAUGACAGACAUGUGAAUUGAAUUGUCGUGCUUAAUAGGUUUGCAUGAAAUCCACGCUUCUGACUUCAUGAUUUCAUCAAAGAAUGAACGUAACUAAUUUGUUUGUUUUGUAUUAUUACACAGUAAAAUACCAUGGCAUUAUUCAAAAUGUAUUUAAAUUAAACUUGUGUUUCUAAAAAAUAAGUCA
This is a messenger RNA of Eleginops maclovinus (Patagonian blennie), 2384 nucleotides long. RefSeq names its product POU domain class 2-associating factor 1. Gene Ontology annotation, cellular component: RNA polymerase II transcription regulator complex. The coding region runs from base 139 to 1056 and encodes 305 amino acids. Gene Ontology annotation, biological process: positive regulation of transcription by RNA polymerase II. The record is from RefSeq and is a predicted model, not a curated record. NCBI's taxonomy places the organism in Eukaryota, Metazoa, Chordata, Actinopteri, Perciformes, Eleginopidae. Gene Ontology annotation, molecular function: POU domain binding; transcription coactivator activity; DNA binding. The transcript has 5 exons.